This is a messenger RNA of Medioppia subpectinata, 378 nucleotides long. Lineage: Eukaryota; Metazoa; Arthropoda; Arachnida; Sarcoptiformes; Oppiidae. The record is from the annotation of a GenBank genome assembly.
UUCCAUUGCCUUUUGUAUAACAAAUUGUUUUCUAAAUUGCAAUAAUGUUUGGCUUAUAAAUGGCUCUUCUCUUUCCAUCCAUCUAUUAAUCCACAGAAAGAAAUGGUGUGUUUAAUGGUUGUCGACAAACAAAGGCUCGCAAUCAGAAUCUGUUCCCUCCGUCGUGUUGUUGGAAGUGUCGAUCGCCCGGUUCGUGUCCGUACCAUACGGUCCGCACCACUGCUACUCAACUCAAUAAUAAUAAUAACAAUAAUAAUACGCGAGAUGUGGGGCCGGCGUUAGGGAUGCGAAAGUCGAGUAGUUUAGAGAGUUUACAAACUUUAAUGCAAGACAUACAGAAAGAGCAGUUGGAAAAUGUGAAUCCAUUCACAACACCAC